Messenger RNA from Saccostrea cuccullata (small rock oyster), 2350 nucleotides. RefSeq names its product deleted in malignant brain tumors 1 protein-like. The record is from RefSeq and is a predicted model, not a curated record. Bases 121 to 2343 code for a protein of 740 amino acids. The transcript has 15 exons. Lineage: Eukaryota; Metazoa; Mollusca; Bivalvia; Ostreida; Ostreidae.
GCGACAUUUAAAUGUGUUUGUUAAUCUAGAUUAGAAUAAAUAUUCAUCGAUUAAAGGUUUUGACCGUAUCAUUUAUGGAUUUAACUCUAGCCAUUGUGCUUUAUACAAAUCAACAAUAACAUGGACAAAUGUAGUCGAUUUCAGGUAAUCGAUGUGACAAUUAUUUUUUAUCUGGCCAUUUCCUUCCAAACAGUAUCCUCACAGUGUAGUACCCCUUUACAACUGUCUGCCCACCAUGGAACCGCCCCGACCAUCAGCUCUCCGAACUAUCCUUAUAACUACCCAAGCUCAAUCAACUGUCAGUGGUCGAUACAAGCAGAAACUUCGUCUUCUACCGUGGGGGUAGUAUUUAACGUUAUCAACACUGAAUCCUUCUUCGACAAAAUACGUAUAUAUGAUGGUAACUCUCCGAGUGGAACCCUCUUGGUAACGUUAUUUGGAAGUAAAACUAACGACUAUUAUGAAAGCACAGGGGAAUACAUGUAUAUUGUAUUCACGUCCGACAUGGGCAUCGAAAAGGCGGGAUUUACUUUGCAAUACUUCAGUCUUUAUCCCACAAUCUUCGGACAGAGACAACUCCUGCCCUGUUACUCCCAGAGUGCUCAGCAUACCAUAACAGUGACGACCACCUUAAGUCUGCAGCAGUCAUUGGCCACAUUUCCGGACUUCUACUCAGGCAAUGACUUCUGCUACUGGAAGAUUGACGCAGGAACCGGAAAUUAUCUAAACAUAAGUGUCCUCCUCACUGAUGACGCGUACGGCUCGGAUCCCGGAGGGCUUACUAUUUAUGACGGUAACUCUAAUGCGGCAUCCGUUCUGGGGACGAUAUCUGAUAAAUCGCAGACAGAGUCUGGUUCCGUUGUCCUGGGAACCAGUCAACAAUAUGCCUUUUUUGUGUACUAUCGACGAAGUGUUAAUUUGUACAGAGGGUUCCUUCUAAGCUUCAACCGAGUAGGGACUCCCCCGGCGCCAGUGACGGUCCCCACCAUAGGUCCCCCGGUGGUGGAUACCUGUGGCAAUACGUCACUGAUAGCAGAUAGUGUGGAAAAUCACAUAACUUCACCCAACUAUCCAAUGGACUACAACAGUGGUUCAUCGUGUGUGUGGAUCAUUCGGGUGGCUAAUGAAAGCUUGAUCAUCAAACUAACUUUUGAAGCCAUUGACCUAGAAAGUUGCUGCGAUUUUCUUUACAUAUAUGAUGGUGACACAACAUACUACGCUUUGCUUGGUACAGUAACUGGCAACUACUAUAACUCAACUGGACUUCCAGUUUAUCUUACAACCGGAACAGCAGUCAGACUCCAUUUUGUUAGCGAUGAGAGAACGCAACAAACUGGAUUCAAAAUUAGAUUUCAAGCCGUUAUUUCAGAGAUUCCAUCCUGUGUUAAUCAGAGCGUGACCACUGUGCUUACAGCCUCCUAUCAAGUACAGACAUUCGAAUCUCAUCCUGAAUUUUCAAUUCCACAAAAUUAUAACAAUUCACAGGAUAUAUUCUGGUUGAUAACGAAACCAAGCGAGUCUGAUAUUCUCUCCGUGCAGUUUCUGAGCUUUGGGUUGGAACAUUCCGAGAACUGUGUCUUUGACAACGUGACAAUUUACAAAGGAGCUUGUCUUUCCAAUCCUUUGGUCAAGACCCUUUGCGGAGACCUUGUUGGAAAUUCUACUUCCUAUACUUACUCGACAGGAAAGUUUCUGUUGAUGCGGUUUAAAACAGAUGCCUCCGUUACAGAUAAAGGGUUCUCUGUCUCCUAUGUUAUCGUCAACUCGACGUCAUCAGACAACGAGUCUUCCUCUGGACUGCCGGACUAUGUCCGUUAUACGAUCGCCGGUGUCAUCACGUCGGCUUUACUAAUCGCCGCGAUAUGUUUCUGCGUGUGUUGUUGUCGGAAACUUUGUCCAAAAACCGCCAGCUUAAGAAUGGCGGCAAAAUCUGAGAUGAAGAGAAAUUUAAUCCUUGUUAACACUAAUAAACCAAAAAGAAUUAAAAUGCCUAUGAAAAACAAGAGGAAGUCUAAAUACGGCGAUAAUAAAGUCUCAGCGGAACCUCCGAAAUUUCCUUUGGCUGGACCAGGUAUCAACCCUGUUGCACCUCCUUUUCCUUUAGAUUUAAAAGACGUAAAGACUGGAGAAAAGUCGACCGAUGUUCCAAACCGACUCCCACCAAGAAAGGAAAAGAAAAUAAAAGAGCCAAAACCAAAAAGUUUAAGUGAUGCUGAAAAGGACAAAAACGAUAGCCACGGUAACGAUUCUGUAGCUUCGUUUGAUCCUAAUGCUCCUAUUGACUUUUCUACCAUUCCCCAUCCUUUUGACUAUAAGGAUCCUUGGCAGCUUGCAAAAGACUGAAUAUUGC